AUGUCACCUCUAACUGUGAUUUCUUCAACAUUGUUAGAAUCACAUGUUUGUGUCGAUUAUUUCACUAAUUGGUUUUAUUUACUUGAUGGACGUUUCGAUCAACUUCGUACAUUUCCUGUUGACUUUAUUACAAAUAAAGUGGAAGAGAAAACAGGUAUGGAUAUAAAUAGAGAUGGUCGUGUUGGAGGAGGAGGUGUUACUGGACAAAUAGAAAAGGCUACUCAUAUGGAUCUAAAUCGUAAUGGAGUUAUUGGAGGACAAAAAACUUCAGGAAGUGGAGGUCUUAUGGGUAAAGUUGAAAAAAUAACACAUAUGGAUUUAAAUCGAGAUGGACGAAUCGGUGGUGGAGCUGCUCAUCAAAAACAUUAA
This is a messenger RNA of Rotaria sp. Silwood1, 369 nucleotides long. NCBI's taxonomy places the organism in Eukaryota, Metazoa, Rotifera, Eurotatoria, Philodinida, Philodinidae. The record is from the annotation of a GenBank genome assembly.